AUGUCUGGCCGCUCCAACACCAUCAAGGACCUUCGCUCCAAGAUCAAACACGAAAACGCCAGCCUCGGCUCGGGAACGGCUACUGCAAGCUUCAACUCGGCUCGCCACCAAGUCGCUCAUGUCGGCGAUGCCUUCGGCCACCACCCAGGCUCCGCCUCUCUUGGUGGCGCACCCAUGAGUGCCUUCAACACUUCCUCGGCACCCUCCAACUACACCCAGCCUCAGUCCGGCGCUGCAGGCCUGGGCGCCGGACCUUCCUUCGUCAGCCUCGCUCCGUCCGACUCCAUCUCCAACUUUGAAGGCCGACAGUCGCACGGCUAUCCAUCCUCCCACGCCCUCCACCAGGACCGACACAACAAUGGCACGGCGUUUCAUCACUCCAACCCCACCAACCCACCCUAUCCGCGCUCCGCAAGCCCCACCAACCAGAGCACCGCAAGCUUCGCACUCGCCUCCGACCACACGCCCACGCCUUCCACAUCCGCCACAGUCUCGCACCAGCGUAUCCCUUCCCGCGUCGACGCCGUCGAUCCCAACGCCAACUCGCCGCUUCGUCCCGCACGAUCCGUACGCAGGCCCCAGCAGGCGCCCGUCCCCGUUUCGCACAGGGGUCUCGCCGCCUUCUCCGCCUCCUCCAACCUGGGCGAACGCGUACGACCCGCCGCACAAAGACCGCAGCUCCAGAUUCCGCCCGUCGGAGCGGCUCCCCGCGGCGCACCCAGCCCCACCUCCCCAGCCAGGAACGCCCCAGGCAGGGACCUGCUUGCAGCCUCGCGCUCCCAAGCAGCCACCAGCCAUUCGCGCAACCCCUCGGCGCUCACUACAGCCUCUUCCUCCACCUUGAGCCCACACGCCACGCCUCCUUCGGAUCGUCACACGCGCUCCGCACAGCUUAUGGCCCAGGUCGCACGCUCUGGCACACCCUCCAGUCAGCCCGAUUCCGAAGAUCACGAAGAUCUCUAUUCGCCCAUCGAUCCCCCGUCCGAAGGUCACGCGGCCCUGUACUCCAACCAUCGCGCUGCUGACCGUCUUUCGGUGCCAGGACAGCGACCGCAACGCGAUCCACGCCGCCAAUCGGGCGCUCCCCUCGGCUCCCUCACCGAAAGCAACCAACCUGCCGCGCUCGAUUCGGUGCUCUCGGCGCUCACUUCCGCCGGACGAAAGCGACAGGCCGCUCGCAUCAUGCGUGGCACCACCGCAGAGGAAGAGUCGCGCCGUCGCCGCAACGAGAAAAAGAUCUCGCAGCACCCGCAGCAGGCGCGCAAGCCGGUCUCCGCCUACCUCGACCGCGCCGACCCGCGUGCGUUCCAGUCCAUCAAUGCCGUGCUGCGCAAGGUGGAGGCAGAGUGGCCCUUUGUCGCCGACGACCACUUCAACUCGGUCGCACUGGCGCUCUCCAUGCUCGACGACAGCAGCCUCGGCACCAGCCGCGCCGAGUUCGAGCAGGUCAAGCAGCUCAUCGAGACCGCUCUGCAGGGCACCGUCGACGACCACUACGAGUCGUUUGCCACCGCCAUCACCAUGCACAAUUCGGUGCUCCAGUCGCUCACCGCCGCACAGUCGAGCGUCAGCGGUGCACGCCGUCGUCUGCGCGACUCGAGGGAGGCGCUCGGUGCCAAGCGCGCAGACCUGGUGCAGAUGUGGCAGCGCAGCCAGUCGGUCAAGGAAGCCCUGCGCCUGCUCGAUCUCGUCGAGCACCUCAAGUCCGUCCCCGACCGCCUCGAGAGCCUCAUGGCCGAAAAGCGCUUCCUCGAGUCCGUCAACCUCCUCGUCCGCUCGCUCAAGACCAUCGACAAGCCAGAGGUGCUCGAGGUCGGCGCCACCACCGACCUGCGCGCCUACCUCAAGGGUCAGGAACAGGCCAUGCUCGAGAUCCUCAUCGAGGAGCUCCACAACCACCUCUACCUCAAGAGCUACUUUUGCGACGCAAGGUGGAAGGUCUACAGCGCCGGCCAGGAGUCCUUGCCCGUCGUGCGCUUCGGCUCCGACUACACGCCCAGCAAGCAUGAAGCUCGUGGCAGCGACGCAGAUGCAUCCGCACAAAGCUCGGAUGCGACGCUGCAGCUCACGCGCUUCCUGCAGAGUCUGCGGUCUCGACCGAGCUUCGACCCCAACCUUGCAUCCGACAUUCAAGAGGCGACGCUCAUGACAUCCACAAAGUCCGUCUCGGCGCUCACCGGCGAGCUCAAGUCUCCCGGUGGCGCACUUGUCGGAUCUAGCUUGGAUGCCAGCGAUGGCGCGGGCAGCACCGAGCUCGGGGCCGGUCGUCCUGCAGGCAGAUACGGCGCCGAGUUUGACCGCAAUCCCGAAGCCGACUCGUUCGUCUACAUCGAGAUGCUGCUCGAAUCGCUCUCGCGUCUGGGCAAGCUGGGCGCGGCGCUCGAGAUCGUGUCGCAGCGCCUAGCGCUCGAGGUGCACCAGCUUGUCGACACGACCAUCGACGAGGUGGAUGCGCGCAACGAGCCGCUGCGGCGCUUCUCGAUUGCGCUGCGGCCCGAGUCGGUGCUGCUGGCGUCGUCGUCGGCGCUGGCACGCUCGUUCACCGAGUCGAUGCGCUCGUCGCGCUCGUCGUUCAGCCUGCGCACCAGUCGGCGCGCGUCGAGCAUGCUGCGCAUCUCGGCGGGCGAGACGUCGGCGCUGCAGCGCGAUGGCGAGACCAUGCGCGACCUCUUCUGGACGCUCUUCUCCAAGCUCGAUGCGGUGCUGCAGGGCCACCGUGUGGUGUACGAGGUGGCGGGCAUGAUCGCCAGCCGCGCCGGGUUCAAGGACGAGACGGCGUCCAAGAAGCUCUCGGGCGUAGCGUCGCUGCUGGACGUGUGGAAGCCGAUCCAGCACGAAGUGCGCACGCUGCUGCACGACUACCUUAUGGACGACGAGGGAUCCACUUCGGCGCGCAAUGCCGUCAUCUCGGUCAACGAUGUGCUGGUCGACCAGCGGUUUGGACGCGACCGCUCCAAGCAGCUCUUCAAGCUUGCCGAUGCGGGCACCCAGCGCGCACCUGUCAAGCGCGAUGCGGGCCCGCUCGCCAAACACCAGCUGGCCGUAGCGCAGGCGCUCAAAGCGUCGGUACCGGGGCUGGUGAGCACGCUGGACGGCGCAGCCGGCAUGGGCGGCGCGCGCGCGGGCAACCAGAUCAUCAUCUCGUCCUCGGCCGCCAACGCCGGUGCUUCGACGGCGCGCGGCGUGACGACGGGUGCGGGCACUGGUUCGGUCAGUGGACGCGGACGCGGCGUUGAAUCCUACACGGGCCCCGGCCACCGACUUCUGGUGAAGCCCGACGCGUUCAACGUGUCGGUGCUGUUCCAGCCUGCGCUUGCGUUUGUGGAGCGCGUUGCGGCGGUGAUGCCGUCGGAAGCGGCGGGCGAGACGUCUCGCGGCUUCUCUGCGUUCCUGGACGAGUUUGUGCAGGACAUCUUUCUGCCGCAGCUCGAGGACAAGGUGCAGACGCUCUUCACCGGCGCCACCGGCCACACGGACAGCUUUGCCGAGGACCCUGCGUCGCGGCAGCUCGGUCGUACCGCUGCAUCGCGUCCCGUGGUGAAAUCGGCAUCCAACGUGAUCGUGCUGAUCGACAGUCUGUACUCGAUGCUGCGGACGACGCCGUUCCACCGCGAAUCGUACUCGCGCCUGAUCGUGACGGUGGUGAUCCAGUACUACCAGAAGUGCGGCGAGCGGUUCCGCGACUUGCUUUCGCACGAGUCCGCGAGCGAUGGCAGCGAGAGCAAGCCGGAGGAGCAGGGUGGCUAUUCGUUGUCUGCGAAUUGGGCACAGCGGCCGGAGAUGGUAGCGUGUCUCGCUGAGCUGCGCGAUGGUGCCACGACGGCGGAGAGGAGGGCGCAGUUGCUGGCGCAGGAGGUGAGGCUGGAGCUUGCGUACGCACGCGCGCGCGCGGCCGUCGCGAUCCACGAACUCACCACCUCGCGCAAGAGACUCAUGGCGCUCGGAUGCCUCCAGCACAGCAUCGAGUGGUUUGCCUCCAACGUAGGCCGGCUCAAGCCGGUGUGCGAGCAACACACGGCUCGCGCCGACAAAGACGCGCUUGGUUCAAGCCGUCCCAAAGCUCGCCUUAGCGUCAUCGAUGCACUCACCCUCACGGAUACCAACCUUGGCCACACCUCGAAACCGGAUGGGGAGGAUGAAGAGCUUGCGUUGCCACUUACGUCCGAGUUGGUAUCGCGAUUCCCUGCGCUUGCCGGCGCAUAUGGGCAGCUUGCAUCGACGGUGCUCUACACGCUGCGUCUCGAGGUGCGCCUGCGCGUGAUUGCGUACCUGCAACACGCCGUUUUGGAAUCCAGCUAUGCGGUCAACCAAAACGCCGUCGAGCCCGCACCGCACAUUGUCGACCUCAACGCCGAACUUGCUUCCAUCGACGAUAUCCUCACCGAGACACUGCCCGCCGAGAGUCGGGCAUUUGUUCUCGAGGGUGUGGCGGCACUCAUGGAUGCGCAUCUGGUUCGGCUGGUGCACAGUAUCCGUGCGGUCAACGUGCAGGGCGUGACCAAGAUGCUGCGCAACAUUCUGGCGCUGCAGCAGAACCUGAAGAACAUCCUGCCCGGUAAAGAGGUCUCGUUUGAACGCGCGCGGCGGUUCUACGAGCUGCUGUACGCCAAGACGCCAACGCAACUUCUGGCUGGCAUGAGGCAGUUUCAAACCGCCCAAAAGACAAAAGUGGUGGGAUUCGCAGAACUUCAAACUGUCUUACAUCUGGCUUUGGGCAUCGAUGCAUCGGCCAAGGGCGAGGGGGCACAGGAUAAGGCGGCAGGAACCAUCAAUGGUGCAGAUGUGUCGAGGCCCAAACUCAACGAAUACCUCAUCGAGCUGCACGAGCUUGCCGGCGAGCACGAGUCGGAUGACGAUGCCUAG
Messenger RNA from Moesziomyces aphidis, 4863 nucleotides. Lineage: Eukaryota; Fungi; Basidiomycota; Ustilaginomycetes; Ustilaginales; Ustilaginaceae. The record is from the annotation of a GenBank genome assembly.